AAAAAAUCUGCCCUGAAUUUGGGUCUUCGGCUUCUCAUCUGUACCAAGUUUAGACGAUGGAUCUCUUCAGUAGCCUACCAGACGACCUUCUUUGUCAUAUCUUGUCCUUCCUUACGACAAAGGAGGCUGCUUUGACAUCGGUUCUCUCUAAGAGAUGGCGCCAUCUCUUUGCAUUUGUCCCUAAUCUUGAAUCUGUCUUUCUGCAUUUCGAAGAGGGUAAACGGGAAAAAGAAGGAAUCCUUGGGAGUUUCAUGGAUUUUGUGGAUAGGGUCUUGGCAUUGCAGGGUGAUUCUCCCAUAGAGAAGUUCUCCCUCAAGUGUAAAACUGUUGUUGACUCAGACCGUGUGGAUGGUUGGAUAUGUAAUGCGCUGCAACGUGGUGUUUCGAAGCUUGAUCUUUUCAUUGAUUUUCAGAACAUGUAUUGGCUGCGUCAAGAGGUCUCCGUCAGUAGGACACUGGUUGAGCUGAAAGUAGGAAGAGGAUUUGAUCUUCACUGGUGGCCCGAGAAUACAUGCUGCUUACCGAAGCUUAAAACUCUCGUUCUUGACUCGACCGUGUUACGUUGUGGUCAAUUUCGAAUGCUUCUUCUUGGUUGCCCUGCGCUUGAGGUGUUAGACAUGACUAAGAUAUUGUGGAUGGAUACUAAUGUGACUGUGUCAAGUCCGAUCCUUAAGAAGCUAACUAUUGAUCUCCAUGGUUACAUUAACGUAGCAUCUCUGAAGAGCCUUUCACUUGAUGCUCCAAGUCUUGUUUACUUUUAUUACUGCGAUGCUCUUGCGGAGGACUAUCCACAAGUUAACUUGAAGAACGUAGUCGAGGCUCAAAUCCACCUUUUGGUAACUCAAGGUCAAAUCGAGCAAGCAAGAGCACUAAACAAUGAUUUAUUGGAGGGUGAUGUUUUUCCUGGUAUUGGUAAUGUGAGGAAGCUCGUUUCAGGGAUAAAAAAUGUUCAGGAACUUUACUUGUCUCCUGAUACCCUUGAGGUGCUUUCUAGGUGCUGUGAAGCGAUGCCGGUGUUCAACAACCUCAAAUUGUUAGCUAUUUAUAGUGACAUGGAUCGGGGAUGGCAAGCAAUGCCAGGUCUUUUAAGGAACUGUCCACAUUUAGAAACUUUGAUCAUUGAGGGUCUCUUACACUAUGUGACGGAUAAAUGUGGGGAUGCUUGUGAUUGCAUUUAUCGGGAUUGCAUUCCUCAGGAGGACAGAGGCCGCUCGCUCAGAUCUUGUCCAGUGAAGAAGUUAGAGAUUUACGAGUUUGGAGGAACAAUUAGAGAGUUAGAGAUGAUCAGGCAUUUCUUGAAAUAUUUUCGGUGUUUGAAGGAGAUGAAGAUAUAUGCUGAGGAGGACAGUCCUACACUAUUCAAAGACCCUGAAAUAGUUGAACGUGUCGGGAAGAUGAUGUACCUCUACAAUAGGUUAUAUACUUGCAAUGUCCAAUUCCUUGCAAGUGAAGUGGACUGCACAGUGAAGUCUUCCUUGUAAGGGAAGAAGCGGAAACUGUAGUUUCCUCUGGUUUGACUCAGCGUGCGAGGUGCAGGCAGCGAUGUGGAA
Eutrema salsugineum is the source of this 1550-nucleotide messenger RNA. Its product is annotated as F-box/LRR-repeat protein At3g58900. Gene Ontology annotation, molecular function: protein binding. The record is from RefSeq and is a predicted model, not a curated record. NCBI's taxonomy places the organism in Eukaryota, Viridiplantae, Streptophyta, Magnoliopsida, Brassicales, Brassicaceae.